This is a messenger RNA of Spirodela intermedia, 312 nucleotides long. Lineage: Eukaryota; Viridiplantae; Streptophyta; Magnoliopsida; Alismatales; Araceae. The record is from the annotation of a GenBank genome assembly.
AUGAGUGCUGGCGGAGCUUUCGGCGGCAACCGGGGGCUGCGGCCGGUGCCACCGGAGAAGGGCGUCUUCCCUCUGGAUCACCAGCACCAGUGCGACGUGGAGAAGAAGGAGUACCUCGCCUGCCUCAAGACCUCCGGCUACCUCUCCGAGAGGUGCAGGCAAUUCUCCAAGAAGUACCUGGAGUGCCGGAUGGAGAAGAACUUGAUGGCCAGGCAGGACCUGUCCGAGCUAGGGUUCUUGAAGGAUUCUGGGGCUCGGAUUGACCCUCCUGAGGAUUCCAAGGAGAAUGGGGCCGCUAUUACCCAAGACUGA